Messenger RNA from Vollenhovia emeryi, 4158 nucleotides. RefSeq lists its product as uncharacterized. The coding region runs from base 127 to 1782 and encodes 551 amino acids. Gene Ontology annotation, cellular component: nucleus. The record is from RefSeq and is a predicted model, not a curated record. Gene Ontology annotation, molecular function: zinc ion binding. The transcript has 2 exons. NCBI's taxonomy places the organism in Eukaryota, Metazoa, Arthropoda, Insecta, Hymenoptera, Formicidae.
CGGAUAAAGCGGAGCGGAGCUGUGGCGCGCGCGCGCGUGCGGCGUGAGGGCUGUGCUGUAGGCGACGCGCCAAGAGUUUAGCCGAGCGAGCGUGGCGAGCCGAGGGCCCCCGGCAGUGCGCGCGGUAUGGAGACCCUCGAAUCGAGCCGCGUGUGCCGCCUCUGCGGCCAGCAAUCGGGCAUCUCGAUCAACAUCUUCGACGAGAGUGAGAAUCAUGUCCGGAAAAUCAACACCGUGCUACCGAUCAUGGUGCACGAGAUGGAUCUACUGCCGAAACAGAUGUGCCACCGGUGCAGCUACAAGUUGGAGGAAUUCCACAAGUUCUACCUAGAGUGCUGGAAGACGGACACGGCGCUCAAGAAUCAGCUGUCGUGGAUGCGGAAGGGUGGCGGCAGGGAGAAGACCGGCGUGCCGAUGGUGCACAUCGAGAACGUGAAGAUCAAAGCGGAGCCGGUCGAUUACGAUGUGUACGAGCUGGAGCCGCUGGUGGAGAACAUCGACUACAUCAACUCGAUGAACUCGGUGGCGUUUCCGGCCGGCGGCAUUCCCGACGGGUUGACGUACGCUGCGUUCUCGCGCUGCCGAUGCUGCUGUGAUAAGAAGGACCAAAGCAGACCGAGGAGAACCGCAGCGGGGCUCUGCCAGAAUUACGAGGGACAGAUGCCGGAAUGCGGCAGAAUCGCGGACGUCUCGCGGAAGCAGACUCUCGACGACACCGCCGCACGAUUGAAGCCGUUUAAGCGGAGCCUGUUUGCGCAGUCGGCGUUCCCAGAUUGUCCGCAGAAUCGUCCACCGCGCCGCGUCAACGACCACGGGAGAGCGCGAGAUCGUCUGUCCGCAGACACCAGUACCAAAGAAGGUGUAGCCCCGCCGGAAACGCGGAAUCAUUCUCACGGUGAACUCUCCGGCGUCUUUCCUUCUAAGAGCCGGAUGAUUGCCAAGAGCACAGUAGUUCGGAAUCUGAGACCCAGGAAGAAUCUGGUGAACUAUGCGCAGGAAAGGAAGAAACUGUCGAGUGUCAUUCCGGGACCAUCCGCGUUGAGCAAGUCGAGCGUCUCUCACGCGAGGACGUUAUCUUCGGACUUCGAGCCGACGCGGCAGACGGAUGAGUCCGUAGGACGUAGCUUAAGGCCGAGGAAGAAUGUCGUAGACUAUCAGGAGCCAAAGAUGAGGAAAGCCUCGGAGCAUCGCGCGAAGAGGCGCAAGACGGACGAGCAGAGUUCGAAACUGUAUUCGAAAAACGAGAGUGCGUCGAGCUCUUUAAACCUCAAAAUAAAGCAGGAGGUUCUAGACAAUUUGGAGGAUGUGAUGCUCAGUGAAACGACCAACGUGACGCCUCGAUUACCGAGCAAAUUUGUCGCUUUACCCGCGAAGGUCGAGGCAACGACGAACAACAAUGACGUCAGUCUAAGAGACGACUAUCUCAAGUCGCAAUUUCGAGGUCAGUUCCAACUGGCCGAGCGAAGGUCGUUCUCCAACAUUAUGAAGAACAGGUUGGAGAGGCCGAAGAAGACGUGUCGGUUCCCCACGGCAAACUGUUCGCCGAAGUGUCUGAGAAGUCAGGACGUUUAUUUGAGGAACGGCAAGGCGAGGAAGAACGAUUAUGUAGAGUGGUCGGUGAAGAGACUGCAGACGAGGAAGCUGGUGGACACGAUCAACAAAGGCGCGAAGAAGUCAUCGAUGCUGAAGCUGUCCGAGAACAUCAAGCGCUAUUGCGAGACAUGCAAUGCCAGUUUUAAGAAUAAUGAAUUGUUCAGAUUACAUGCGUGUUACUACGAUUGAUCUUUCCCCAAAUUUUCGAGAGACACGAAAGCCACGAGUUGUCUGAAGAUUGUACAAAAGAUUGAGCUCAUUGGCGACGGAAAGGUUAUUUUGGGGGGAAAGGCUGCAGCCCCUCUUCCUUCUCGAACAGAUAGAUGAUGGCGAAGGAAGCUCCCGUAAUUGAUAGAAACGAAAGUAAAAAUAUGAAAUCAGUAAAAGUUUAUUAAACUUCAAUAAUGUAUUGUAUCUAUAACAAAAGAUAUAACAAAUAUCAUUGAAUGAAGGUAAUAUUUUAUUUUGAAUGAAUCUUUUUAGUUUUAAAGUCGAAAAAUAGACGCGAAGAUAUCUUUAUACUGUUAUUGCGACAAAUAUUACCACAUACCACAGUGGUCGAAUUAGUGAAACGCCCGUCUAGAAAGUAGGGAAGUCCAGGUUCAAACCCUGGGUGAGGUAAUAUUUUUCGUAAUGUAUUAAAACACUGGCCGGUUAAUGUCAAUUGGCUUGAUUAUUGCUUUCUAGUUUUACUGACAAAAAAAAUUGAAUAUUUUUACCACGGUGAUUUGUUUGGGAUGUCAUUUUUAUCAUAUAAUAUUAUAAUUAUCAUUUUAAUAUGUAAUUAUAGUAUUAUGUAUUAUUAUAAUUAUCAUAAUCAUAAAUAUCGACAGACUAAGUCUCUAUAACUCAACUUUUUUUCGUGUCCAAAAAGGAAUUACGUAACGCGAAGCCAGCAUUUUUAAUUUUUUAUUAUAAGGAAACGGUUUGUAACUUGAAAUGAGGUGCUACGCUAAAUUUUGUGUGUGUGUGAUAAAAAAUAAAAUUAAAAAAAUAUAGAUAUAUGAAUUUGUGAAUUAAAAGUCACAAGGCGUGUAGAGGGUUAAUAUGCAAUAUAGCAUCUAAUUUUUAUAGGUUCAACAAGUAACAAAAGACUGAUUUAUAAUGUUGGAGGUUCAAUUUUGGGGAGGAAGAGGGUGUAGCUUAGUCCUUACCUUUCGCCAAUGAUUAAGAUGUCUUCAAGGUAUCUCUGCUAACAGUCGAAGAAAAUGGGCACUUCUUGUCGAAGUAUAAAAAAUGCAUAAAGGGGAUUAAAAAUUCAUGUGAUUGAAUGACAAUGUGUGUAUAUAUCUUUCAAUUUGCUUCUCUUUUUUUUAAUAUCUUGCUCACAAAAUGGAAAGUGCUUUUGUUUAAGUUUAUAUAUUAUAAGGAUAACGAGAUGAUAGUUUAUAAAAUGUGCCUGUCCUGAAAAAUUUGACCAAAUUCUUAUACUUACUUUUUGCAAUAUCGACUAAUUGAUUUUUUUUACUUCUUGAUUCAUUCGAUUUUUCUUUUCGAAAUCAAUUCUCUUGAUAGAAUAGAUUAUUGUAUUAUCAAGUGCAAGGGUAAAUGGGAAAAUAGCAGGUUCUUUAUGUACAUAACGUACUUUAUUUAGAUUUCAUAUUAUCUGGUACUAUCUUUAAUAUAUGAUUUAUGUUCCAUAAGCGAUAUAGAUGUAUAUUGCAUAAUAUUAUAUGUACCCAUGUACAUACUUAGAUUUUGUUUGACUUAAAUACGUUGAACUAUGACGAUUGUUGCGACAUACGCUUAAGAUUUUAUGUAGAAAUUCACAAGUCGCCUUCAAAGAUUGAGAAAUAAUUAUACGAAUAUAGAGAUAGAGGUAUAUUUUAUGAGAGAAAAAGAAAUAUAUAUUAUAUGUCGAUAUUCGAUGAAAACAUGUGAUAUGUGUAUAAAAAUAAUAACCGACUUUUUGGAGAACUCCAAAGUUAUGUAAGUCGACGGAUGUAAUAGUCCAAAAUUGAAAUCUUUCUACUGGUACACCGCAAUUUUGUAUAUUAGUAUAUACGAUCUCCAUAGUUUAACGAUUGUUCGAAAAAGAAUUACAUUGCACUCCAUAAAAAGUUAAACACAAGUUUACUUUAUGGGGAUUUAAUAUAUUCAAAUUUAUAUUAAUCGCCAUCAUUGGACACACGCUGUAAAAUAUUUGUUAAAUGACUAAUUACAUUCUAUUUUUUCAGCAUUGUUGAAUAAAUCGAGUUAUGUCAUUAAAUCUUUCAUUCACGGCGAUCAUGCAGAUAAAUUACAUCGAUUAGCUGCAUAGGUUUAUGCAGUCCCUUAUUGUUGCAAAGUGUUUCCCUGAAUUAUCUGUCUGUCGAUACACAAAGAAAUAGUUAUUGUUAUAUGCGGUAGAUAUAUCUUUCUCAUAUCAUUUAACUGAUUAAUAAAUGUUAUAUAAUUAUAUAUACGUGUAAAAUAUGCAAUUGCAAUGAUUAUAAAGUCACCGUCCCGAUCUUCCAUCAUUUUUCUCGUAUCUUCUUAAAAGCUCUACAUGUAUACAAUAUUAACUGACACUGUUAUAAAGUGAACAUGGCAGAUCUGAAACGGCAAUAAAAUGUUUCGAAAAGU